This is a messenger RNA of Strongylus vulgaris, 657 nucleotides long. NCBI's taxonomy places the organism in Eukaryota, Metazoa, Nematoda, Chromadorea, Rhabditida, Strongylidae. The record is from the annotation of a GenBank genome assembly.
AUGAUCUCAGCGACGACCCCAUCCACUUCGGCUACGUUGACUGCUCCGGAUUCUUCUCCUCGAGCAAAGAAACCAUGCGUGCAGACUAGCAUAGAACAGCCCACGGAGGUCCUUACAUGGCUCCUAGAAGCAGAAGAAGAAUUGAGCCUUCUGGAAGAAGUGAAUGAAAAUGAUCUACCUGUAGUUCGCAAGCAGUUCAAAGAUUUUGAAAACUUCAUGUCAUCACUUACGGAAAGUCAGGAUACGGUGGGAAGAGUAUUGCAUAGAGGCCAACUUCUUUGCGGAAAAUCUGAGACCGAUGAGGAACGGGCAGCGAUCGAGGGUCAACUGCGCGUGGUGAAUGGUCGUUGGGAAGAGCUACGAGAACUAGCCAUGCAUCGCCAGAAUGCCCUACAAUUCACCCUGAAUCGAUUACAAAAUCAGCAACUAUCAACGAUUGAUAAAUGGCUAAAUGGAGUAGAAUCUGAGAUGGCAUCGUGUGAGCCGUUAGCUGAAACAGCAGAAGCUGCAAUUCGCCAAAUUGAUGAUCAUACCAAGUUGCAGGCUAAAAUCCACGCUUUUCAAGACACCAUCAAUGACCUUAGCUCGUUUGUUGCUGUGGUAGGUUUCUGCACCUCGUGCUUAUAUAUUUUUUGUAGCUGGAACGCAGUUGGUUAG